Carassius auratus (goldfish) is the source of this 705-nucleotide messenger RNA. Its product is annotated as galactose-specific lectin nattectin-like. NCBI's taxonomy places the organism in Eukaryota, Metazoa, Chordata, Actinopteri, Cypriniformes, Cyprinidae. Bases 136 to 582 code for a protein of 148 amino acids. The record is from RefSeq and is a predicted model, not a curated record. The transcript is spliced from 5 exons.
AGGUGAGUUUUUGGCACAUUGACCUGUUGAAUAAUUAUUAUACUCAGUGUUUAUUUAUAAUUAAUCAAGAAUCCACUGUUCAGAAUAUGACUGAAGACAUUUAACUUUUCCAGCGUAUUCAUUUUAGGGUUAAUCAUGGCAGUGCUGAGAAGUCUUCUGCUUCUUUUCAUUGUGUAUUCUAUGGUGAAUGCAGAUGAUGAAAAAUGCCCCAAUGGAUGGACAAAUUUUGGAGUCAGAUGCUACAAGUACUUCCCUCAGACAGUUAACUGGAUCACUGCGGAGAGAAACUGUCAAACCUAUGAUGCAAACCUUGCAUCUGUUCAUAAUAAACUGGAAAAUGAUCUCCUACUGAGCAUGGUGCCUUCCACACGUUUUUGGGUUGGCGCUCAGGAUGGUGAACAAGAAGGACAGUGGAUUUGGAGCGAUGGAAGUCCCUUUGACUACACCAGCUGGUGCUCUGGAGAACCUACCAAUGGAGGAAAUAUAGAAAACUGCCUGGAGCUGGCCUGGACCUCUAACCGUUGCUGGAACGAUCUGACAUGUUCAGUACAACUUGGCUUUGUUUGUGCUAAAAACCUGUGAGAUCAGAUGCAGUCAUCCUGCUCCACUCCACGUGAUUGUGCUACAUACAUUUACAUUUUCUGAACUUUUCCUUUAUAAAACAUGUUAAUCUGAAAUUAAACUUGCCUCUUUUCUCAGUAUCUU